UAUCGCGCAUCCGCGAAUUUAGUGAUAAAAAGCAAAAGAAAAUCAUUUCCACAGAAAAAUAGCGUGAAAAGUGUCCGGUAGAACUGCUGCAAGAUGGCAGGCUCGUCGUCCCGCAUCCCACUGUCGAUGUUGCUACGGGACAAGGAGGCCGAAGAUGAGGAACCGAAAAAGAAAUCCCGCGAAGAUUGGCGCAAGGCGAAAGAGCUUGAGGAGGCCCGUAAAGCGGGAACGGCCCCGGCCGCCGUGGACGAGGAAGGCCGAGACAUCAAUCCACACAUUCCGCAGUACAUCUCGUCCGUGCCGUGGUACUACAACACGACCGGCCCAACGCUCAAGCAUCAGCGACCGCAGGAAGAACGGAAGGAGCACUUUUCCGGGAUCGAUGAGUGGUAUAAGCGCGGCGUUGACACCACCAAAGUGGUGACCAAGUUCCGUAAGGGCGCCUGCGAAAACUGUGGCGCCAUGACCCACAAGCGGGUGGAUUGUAUGGAGCGUCCUCGCAAAGUAGGAGCAAAAUUUUCCGCCAAACAGAUCGCCCACGACGAGUUCAUCCAGCCGAAGAUUAUCAGCGACUACGACGGCAAACGGGACCGGUGGGCUGGGUACGAUCCGGCCAACCAUCGGGAGAUCGUGGAAGAGUACCUGAAGAUCGAGCAGGCAAAGCGUGAGCUUCGGGCGCAGAAGCUGAAGGAAAACCCGGACCAGGCCGAGGAUGAGGGUGAAAGCGACGAAGACAAGUACGUCGAUGAGGUGGACAUGCCGGGUACGAAGGUGGACUCGAAGCAACGGAUUACGGUGCGCAAUCUGCGCAUUCGCGAGGAUACAGCCAAAUAUCUGCGCAAUCUCGAUCCUAACUCGGCCUACUACGACCCGAAAACACGUUCCAUGCGUGACAACCCGAAUCCGAACCUGAAACCGGAAGAUACGGACUUUGCGGGAGAGAACUUUGUUCGCUUUUCGGGUGACAUCCAGAAGCACGCGCAGGCCCAACUGUUCGCCUGGGAGGCGUACGGGAAGGGCGUCGAUGUGCACGUGUUGGCCGAACCGACGAAACUGGAGCUGCUGCAGAAGGAAUACGAUACGAAAAAGUCCCAGUUUAAGGACGAGGUAAAGAACAAGGUGCUGGAGCAGUACGGCGGGGAGGAGCACUUGAAGGUUCCACCGAAGGCGCUGCUACUGGCACAAACCGAAAACUAUGUCGAGUACUCGCGACAAGGUAAAAUCAUCAAGGGCCAGGACAAGCCGAUCAUUCGGUCGCGCUAUGAGGAGGAUGUGUACAUCAAUAAUCACACGACCGUGUGGGGUUCGUUCUGGAGCAACGGCACCUGGGGCUAUCGGUGCUGUGAAUCGACGAUCAAAAACUCGUACUGCGUCGGAGACAAUGGUAAGGGAUCCAUUAUGAAACCACGCAUCGAAUCCGAGCAACCAGGCGACAACGAUGGCGACGGUGAUAGCGACGAUGACGGCCAGGAAAAGGCGAACAAAACGGAGCAACCCGUAGAGGAAAGCCAGCAGGAUGCACAGUCAUCGGAAAAUGCGCCACAUGCAGGGGUUGCAAAGCCCAUGGAACCCCCGGUUGUGCCGGAACACAGAGAAAACAGUGCCGCUAGCCACAGCGGCUCCAGCAGUAGCAGCGAAAGUGAGGCGGAGGUUUCAUCGAAGAAAUCCAAGAAAUCGAAAAAGAAGCGAAAGAAGGAAAAGCGUCGCCAGCAACGGGAGGAGCGCAAGCAGCAGAAGAAACAGGAGAAGGAGAAGAGCAAACUUGACCUGGCGCUCGAGGCCGAAGAACGAAACCAACAGCGGGCAGCGGAUUUACUUCGCCAAGACGAACGGAAGCGCCCGUACAACAGCAUGUACGAGGUGCGCGUACCGACAGAGGAGGAAAUCGAAGCGUACAUGAUGAAGCGAAGGCGCGAGGAGGAUCCGAUGGCUGCAUUUAUUGGCAAAUAAGGAACCGCAGCAGCAGUGCAGCAACAAUUUGGUGUCUAAGCUACCCUUUUCUCGUGUAGAUGUGUUUUAAUAAAAUAAUUCC
Anopheles aquasalis is the source of this 2032-nucleotide messenger RNA. RefSeq names its product Pre-mRNA-splicing factor Slu7 (gene Slu7). Gene Ontology annotation, molecular function: pre-mRNA 3'-splice site binding. Lineage: Eukaryota; Metazoa; Arthropoda; Insecta; Diptera; Culicidae. Gene Ontology annotation, biological process: mRNA splicing, via spliceosome. Gene Ontology annotation, cellular component: spliceosomal complex. The record is from RefSeq and is a predicted model, not a curated record.